CCGUUAGCGUCGACACCAUCCGGAGCGACCAACAUGGCGGCGGCCGUCCGAUCCCUCGUCUGGCUGCAUCAUCAAAGGCAUAGCUUUUCCAAGAUGGUUUAUCAAAUAUCUCUCUAUCCUGGUUCUGUAAAUGUUCUGGUUCCCAACAGACAUUUGGCUGCUGCAGUUCCUGCUACAAGGCGUGAAAAGAAAACAAGAAAAGAUACCAAAGAAAAAACAUCUGCUGAAAGACUAGAUGAGAUAGAAAAAAUAAAAUCAUACCGCUACAUGGAAGGUGAACCUGAGGAUGAUGUCUAUUUAAAACGCUUAUACCCAAGGCGGAUAUAUGAGGUGGACAAAGCUAUCCACCUCCUGAAGAAAUAUCAAAUUCUGGACUUUACUAAUCCAAAGCAAGGUGUUUAUCUUGAUUUGACAUUGGAUAUGGCACUUGGGAAAAAGAAAAAAGUGGAGCCAUUUGCAAGUGUUAUUAGUUUUCCAUACCCAUUUGCUUCAGAGAUGAAUACGGUUGCUGUAUUUACAGGGAAUGAAUUAGAGAUGAAAAUUGCGGAAGAAAAUGGAGCUGCGUUUGCCGGAGGAAGUAAUCUGAUUCAGAAGGUUUUGGAUGAUGAAAUUCAUGUAGACUUUUAUGUAGCUGUUCCUGAAAUAAUGCCUGAGCUUAAUCCUUUAAGGAAGAAACUGAAGAAAAGAUAUCCAAAGUUUGGUAGAAAUUCCAUUGGCCGAGACAUUCCCAGAAUGCUUGAAUUAUUUAAAACUGGACAUGAAAUUAUGGUAGAUGAAGAAAGAGAGCACUUUCUCAGCACCAAAAUAGCAACAUUGGAUAUGUCAAGCGACCAGAUAGCUGCCAAUCUGAGAACCGUUAUUAAUGAAGUCUGUAGGCACAGACCGUUAAAUUUGGGUCCCUUUGUAGUUCGUGCUUUCCUUCGUAGUUCAACAAGCGAAGGCUUGCUGCUGAAGAUUGACCCACUGUUGCCUAAAGAAGCUGAAGCUGAAGAAAGUGACAAAGAGCCAAGCGCUGGUGGCUCACGCCUGUAAUCCUAGCUACCA
This is a messenger RNA of Dipodomys ordii (Ord's kangaroo rat), 1044 nucleotides long. RefSeq names its product mitochondrial ribosomal protein L1 (gene Mrpl1). Gene Ontology annotation, cellular component: large ribosomal subunit; mitochondrion. The transcript has 10 exons. NCBI's taxonomy places the organism in Eukaryota, Metazoa, Chordata, Mammalia, Rodentia, Heteromyidae. The coding region runs from base 34 to 1032 and encodes 332 amino acids. Gene Ontology annotation, molecular function: structural constituent of ribosome; RNA binding. The record is from RefSeq and is a predicted model, not a curated record. Gene Ontology annotation, biological process: translation.